UGCCUCUCCUUUAGGUGUUCCUACAUCGUCUUAACCAAUACGCGGCCACCAAAAUUGACAAAAACAUCACAGAGGAAACGGUCAAGGUUUUAUUCUCCAACAUUGAGGAGAUUCUGGCUGUCCAUAAGGACUUCCUUUCCAUGGUGGAGGAGCUGCUGCAGCCCGACCCUCACCCUCACCAUGAAAUCGGCCGCUGCUUCCUGCGUUUUAGGAGUCGUUUCCAGGUUUACGAUGAAUACUGCGGAAAUCACGAGAAGGCCCAGAGGCUGCUGUUGGAGCUCAAUAAGACCAGGAGCAUCAGGACAUGCUUACUGAAUUGCAUGUUGCUGGGAGGCAGGAAAAACACUGAGGUCCCACUUGAAGGUUACUUGGUAGCUCCGAUUCAGAGGAUCUGCAAGUACCCGCUGCUGCUGAAAGAGCUGCUGAAGAGGACCCCUAAGAAGCACAACGACCACGCGUUGGUGCAGGAGUCCCUUCAGGUGAUGAAGGCAGUGUGCUCCAACAUCAAUGAAGCCAAGAGGCAGAUGGAAAAGUUGGAAAUCUUAGAAGAAUGGCAGUCCCAUAUUGAGGGCUGGGAGGGCUCCAAUAUUACAGAUACGUGCACAGAGAUGCUGAUGCAGGGCGUCCUGUUGAAGAUUUCGGCUGGAAACAUACAAGAGAGGGCUUUCUUCUUGUUUGACAAGCUUCUGGUUUACUGCAAGAAGAAAAACAGGCGUUUGAAAAACAGCAAAGCAUCCAAUGAGGGUCCCCGCUACCUGUUCAGAGGACGAAUCAACACCGAGGUGAUGGAGGUGGAAAAUGUGGAUGAUGGCACAGCUGACUACCACAGCAGCGGUAACAUCGUUAACAACGGCUGGAAGAUCCACAACACAGCCAAGAACAAGUGGUUCGUCUGCAUGGCCAAGACCCCGGAGGAGAAACAGGAGUGGCUGGAGGCCAUCAUGAAAGAAAGGGAGAGGAGGAAAAGUCUUAGGCUUGGCAUGGAGCAGGACACGUGGGUCAUGGUCUCAGAGAAAGGAGAAAAGCUCUACCACCUCAUGACCAAAGGGAACCUCAUUAAAGACCGGAAACGCAAGCUUACUACUUUUCCCAAGUGUUUCCUGGGAAGUGAGUUUGUUUCUUGGCUGAUGGAAAUUGGUGAAACAGGAAACCCAGAAGAAGGGGUUCACUUGGGUCAAGCUCUGCUGGAGAACGGCAUCAUUCACCACGUCACAGACAAGCACCAGUUCAAGCCGGAGCCUGUGCUCUACCGUUUCCGAUAUGACGACGGCACCUACCACCCCAGGAGUGACAUGCAGGAUGUUAUAGCAAAGGGUAUCCGUCUGUUCUGCCGUCUACACAGCCUCUUUAACCCUGUCAUCAGGGAUAAGGACUAUCAUUUACGGACUUACAAGUCAGUGGUCAUGGCAAACAAGCUCAUAGACUGGCUUAUAGCACAGGGGGACUGCAGAACAAGAGAAGAAGCGCUUAUCCUAGGGGUCGAGCUGUGCGACAAUGGCUUCAUGCAUCAUGUGUUGGAGAAGAGUGAGUUUAAGGACGAACCUCUGCUGUUCCGCUUUUUUGCUGAUGAGGAGAUGGAGGGAUCCAACACCAAACACAAACCCAUGAAGCACGAUCUGAAAAUAGUUGAAAAUGUUAUUGCAAAAUCUCUCCUGAUAAGGCCAAGUGAUGGAAGCUAUGGUUUUACCCUGGAAGAAAGAAACAGAGUCCCCAUCAUCAAAUGUGUGGAGAAGGGCUCCGCAGCUGAGAUGGCUGGCCUGGAAGUGGGGAAGAAGUUGUUUGCCAUCAAUGGAGACCUAGUGUUCCUGAGGCCUUACUCUGAAGUGGAAGUUCUCCUCAGGCGGUGUUUCAACAGCAAGGGGCCAAUCCGAGUGCUGGUCAGCACUAAGCCAAGAGAGACUGUAAAGAUCCCAGACUCUGCAGACGGUCUGGGCUUCCAGAUCCGGGGAUUUGGCCCCUCUGUGGUCCAUGCUGUUGGAAGAGGAACGGUGGCUGCCACCGCCGGCCUGCACCCUGGCCAGUGCAUCAUCAAGGUAAACGGCAUCAAUGUGAGCAAGGAGAGCCACGCCAGUGUCAUCGCUCAUGUCACCGCGUGCAGAAAGUACCGUCGGCCAUCACAGCAAGACACCAUUAAGUGGAUUUACAACAACAGCGAGAGCGCUUUGGAGGAAAACCAGAAAAGUAACAUGAAACCCACCCUGGAGGAGAACGGGGACGGCUUUGAGGGCAAAGUGGAAGAAGUAAUUGACAAAUUCAACACGAUAGCCAUCAUCGAUGGGAAGAAGGACCAUGUGAGCCUCACAGUAGACAAUGUCCACCUGGAGUAUGGAGUGGUGUAUGAGUAUGACAGUACAGCUGGAAUCAAAUGCCACGUUCUGGAGAAGAUGGUCGAACCCAAGGGGUUCUUCAGCCUAACUGCUAAGAUCCUGGAGGCACUGGCACGAAAUGAUGACACGCUGCUGCAGAUGUGCAGCAGAUUUAGCUCCAGCUGUGACAUAAUACCAAAGGACUUGCAGGUACGCUUCAAGGCCAUGUGCGGUGAGAGGACGGAGCACAUCAACCGCCGCAUCACCAACUACAGAAAGUUUUCUCGGGUACUGAAGAACAGAGCGUGGCCCACCUUUAAGCAGGCUAAAGCCAAAGUUUCGCCUCUCCACAGCGGCGACUUCUGUCCCACGAACUGCCACAUCAAUGUGAUGGAGAUCUCUUACCCGAAGACCACCACCUCCCUGGGCAGUGCCUUUGGUGUACAACUGGACAGCAGGAAGAACUCUUUGGAGAAGAGCGUUCGCAGCACUGGAGAGAGCGGUAAGCUAAACCCCAUGGUGAACGCCCAGUACACCAUCACAACUAUGGCUGCACCAUCUGGUCACAGCUUGGGUCGGACGGAGGGUCAUGGUCUCCGGUUCUUGCUCCGAGAAGACGACCUGCUCACCCUGGAUACAUAUCAGAAACUGCUUUAUAAGCUCACUGCGUCUGUCAAAGAGAUGGAGACGCAUGGUGCCCAUAUUCAUGACCUGCUAUCCUCCAUCACAUACCCUGCAGCGUCAGAGAUGAGGCACCCAGAGAGCUACAUAUCCGCAGAGAGUGAAGGGGAGAAAGUGGAGAGGAAUGGGAAGAAGGUGUGUUUUAAUGUGACAGGAGAUGAGCAGGAGGACUCUGGACAUGACACUAUCAGCAACAGAGACUCAUACAGUGACUGUAACAGCAACAGGAACUCCAUUGCCUCCUUCAGCAGCCUCUGCAGCAGUCACUGCAGCUCCUACGCUCACAGUGAUGACAUGGACUCAGGAGAUGAGAUGCCAUCUAGUGUGUGGCUGUCCCAUGACAAGGAAAGGAAACUACAUGGCUUCUUAGAGCAUCUGUUCAGCCAGGUGGACUCAAUCACCAGCUUGCUGAGAGGAACAGGGGUGGCUCGGGCUUUUGAGCAGACAAAAUGCUUCACACCUGCAAGAGGACUACAAGAGUUUCUGCAGGAGAUGGAGCCUGGGGUAAACUGUGCCAAAAAGCUGCGCCUCCACAUCAAGCAGGAUCCAUGGAACCUUCCCAACAGUGUUCAAAGUCUCACACAAACAAUUUCUAAAUAUGUAGAAGAGGUGAAGACGCGACUGCUUCUGGUUCUGCUGCAGUAUACAGAUUCAGAGAUCCAGCUGCGUCGUGAUAUGGUUCUCUCUCAGUCUUUGGUUGCUGCGGUUUGUGCAUUCUCAGAGCACCUGCUGGCUGUCCUGAACCAGUUUAACAAUGUAGGAAUAGAACUGGACCAGGACUUUCCAGAUCCUCAGGAGCUCCAGGAAACGCAGGAGGCCAGCCGUCGGUGGCUGGAGCAGAUAGCCAGCGCUGGCCUGCUGCUUCACUUCCAGUCACUCCUGUCUCCCAAUCUGACUGAUGAACAGGCCAUGCUGGAGGACACUCAGGUGGCAUUGAUUGAUCUGGAGAAGGUCACCUUCUACUUCCAACAAUUUGAGGGCGAACCAAUGGUUGCAAAUAUGCCCAUCUCCUACCAGGUGGAAGGCACUCGGCAGGCCCUGAAGGUCUAUUUCUACCUCGAGAGUUACUACUUCACACAUUUGCCUUACAGGCUAAAAAAUGGAGGCGGUGUUAAAAUCUACCCUGUCCUCUUUACACAAGCCCUGGAGAGCAUGGAGGGAUAUUACUACAGAGACAAUGUGUCAGUGGAGGAAUAUCAGGCCCAAAUUAAUGCUGCCUCUUUAGAGAAGGUCAAGCAGUACAACAAGAGACUCGGGGCUUUUUUCCUGGAUCAGUCCAACAUACCACCCAGCACUACACCCAAAGCCGCCCUCAUAGAUAAGUUGAUGCGACCUCUCAAUGCUCUGGAGGAACUCUACCGUCUGAUGGAGAGCUUUAUCAGGUGCCGCCGUACCGCUGCCUGCCAGUACACAGCCUGUGGGGCUUCUGGUGUGGGGCUCCUCACUGUGGCGUCUGAGCUCUGCUCCCGUCUGGGAGCCACGCACGUCGUCAUGUGCAACAGUGGUGUUCAUCGAUGCACUUUGAGUGUCACAUUGGAGCAGGCUAUCCUGUUGGCUCGAAAUCAUGGCCUUCCCCCCCGCUGCAUCAUGCAGGCUACUGAUGUCAUGAGGAAACAGGGAGCAAGAGUUCAGAACUCUGCCAAAAAUCUGGGAGUGAGAGACCGAACACCAUCCUCAGUCCCAAGGUUGUACAAGCUGUGUCAGCCUCCUCCCCCAGAUGGAGAUCCAUAAUGCAUUGCACUGGAGAACAUGCCGAAACGUUCUUCAGGUUCAGCAGUCAAACUUCGCCCUCCACCAGUAUGCUUAUCUAGCUGAAGACAGUGCCUCGUGUCUGUCCAUUCCAGCUGCCUGUAAUGUAAAUAAAGUUUUAAAUAGUAUUUUAAUGCUUUUUAUUUUGACUGUUGUACUUUAUAAAAAAUAUUUUGGGGGUUUUUCUAUGUAAAUUGUAUCAAAUACAAUAUUGUGUUUGAAUGAGAAUGCAAAAAGGGAACACGCACCCCAUUAUGUUAACUGUUUUUAUAUAAUAAGUUUAAAAUUAGAUUUGUUUCUGAGAAAGGCAUUUUCAUUUUAUGCUAAAGUACUUUGAAUCUUGUCAUAUUUAUGCUGCUGUGCAAACACUCAUACCCUUUUAAACGCUUUACAAAUAUCAGUAUAUUUCAUUGAGAUUUUUAUUUGAUAGAAAAAAACAGAGACAAUUAAUUGUGUAGAUUUUAUGAAGGAAGAUAUAUUAAGAUUUUUACAGAUAAGAAUAAAAAAAGCCCAAGCUGUAUGUGUGUUUGGCCCCUGAGUAAAUGCUUGGUAGGAUAACCUUUUGCAGCAAUUAGAAAUCCCACGUUUUCUUUUUAUUCUGCUGUAUUUCCGUCAGAUGUCUUAUUGUAGAUGUUGAAGUCUUUGCCAAAUUUUUCAUUGCAAAACAGAAACUCAGUCAGAUUGAAUAGAGAAUGUCUGUUAACAUUCAUUUUCAUUUUGUUUUUUUAUAUUCUCAGUUCAAAAUUUAGUUUUCGAUUUUGACCGGGCCAUUUUAAAACUGCAUGUUUUGAUUUGUUCAGUUGGAAACUUACUCUUGGCCACAGUUACAGGGACUUUUUCUGAUUUAAGAAGCUUUUCUUCCAUGAUUGCUGUGGCGCCAUCCUGCCUCGAUAGCCCUGCUACCAAAAUCAUCCUCUAAAGCUUGGAACAGUAGGGCUGCUGGAUUCAGGAUGAUGCCCAGUGUUUGUUUUUAAGGCUCACCUUUUACUAGAUGACCUUCUUGUCCACACAGAUUAUGCCACACUGCAAACUUGACUGGAUGUGUCCUUUAUUUGUUGUUGUUAAGGCCUUCUUCUUGUAAAUCUUCCACAAAGGCCUUAUUUGAGUCCUUAAUUAAUUGUUGUCAUGGUUACAGAUUCACCCACCAGAGCUCUAGAUCUCUGCAACUCCUCCAGAGUCACUUUGAGCCUCCUGCUAUUUUUUGUUCUGUAUAAUGCUUUCUUUUCCUGAACUGUUUGGGUGGGUGGCCAUGACCCAGAACUCUGGCAGAUGUUUUGGACCUUAAUUAAAUUUACCAGCUAGUCUCUUUUCAAUUUCUUCACAGCUUUAACCCUGCUGUGUUCCUCUUUCUUUUUGCUUCUGUUUGUUCAUUUUAAGUUUUCUUAAGGACUCUAUUCUCUAAUUAAUGUGAAGGUACGGUUCCCAUUUCCUUUUUGGGGGGUAUCUGAGUAAGGUAGGACAAAGACAUAUGCAUAAUAUUCUUUUUAGAUUUUUAUUUGUAAAAUUUAUUUUUUUAUUAAAUCAUGCCUUUCACUUCUGCAUUGCUUUAUCAUAAAACAAUUGCAUGUCUUUUAUUUAACAUUAAAUGCAUAAAUAUUGAAAACUUUUAUAAGGCUAUAUAAAGAAAAUAAAACGGUUUAAAAUUAAUUAGUCUUGCUUAUAUCAGAUCCCUAUCUGUCUGGUUCUGUUGGUGCUUUUAGUUGCCGUAUCUGUUCCUUUUUUGAAAAAAUCAUUGCGCUUUUAAUGGGAUGCUGUUAUAAAUGCAAAAGUGGCUAAACCCGCCACCACUGUCAUUUUGCUUUUCCCUAUUUCAUACAGAUGUCUGUACAUGCUUUAUGCUCAUUAAGACUUGUUGAUUAAUCAGAAUUACAGGGUUGGAUUUAAAGAAUGGAACAUUAUGUUUUUAUACAGUCAGUACUCAGGAUUAAACUGCCUGUAUCUUACUUUUUAUUUGAUGUAGCUGAAUUCUAUGCAAAAAAAAAGAGAUAAUAAAAACCCAAUAAGCUGUUCUAGUGUUUCUAUAUACAACUCUGUGAUAAAUGUAAAAAAAGAGGGAAUUUAAUGCAUAUUUCAUUUAAUCAUUUGUAAAUCUAUUAAAACAGAUAACUUGCAUAAAUUGCUGUGUUUUUGUGGAAGAACUGAGAUCAU
Cyprinodon tularosa is the source of this 6884-nucleotide messenger RNA. It is a transcript of the gene prex2, whose product is annotated as phosphatidylinositol-3,4,5-trisphosphate-dependent Rac exchange factor 2. Gene Ontology annotation, biological process: intracellular signal transduction. Bases 141 to 4718 code for a protein of 1525 amino acids. The record is from RefSeq and is a predicted model, not a curated record. Lineage: Eukaryota; Metazoa; Chordata; Actinopteri; Cyprinodontiformes; Cyprinodontidae. Gene Ontology annotation, molecular function: protein binding; guanyl-nucleotide exchange factor activity. The transcript is spliced from 40 exons.